CUGGGCUUGAGUAAAACUUCAACUCAGCUGAAAGUCAAUCACGGUUCAGGCAUACAGCUACUGAUCCAGAGCUGAACAUGUCUAUCCUUGGCCUAAAGAAGAAACAGCCAAAGACUUUUAAAGUCAAAGUUGUCACUAUGGAUGCAGAAAUGGAAUUCAGUUGUGAGGUAAAGUGGAAAGGAAAAGACUUGUUUGACCUUGUUUGCCGGACUAUCGGACUUCGGGAAACCUGGUUCUUUGGUCUGAGAUACAAGGUGAAAGAUACCAACGCCUGGCUGAAGACAGAGAAACGGGUCUUGGAUCAAGAAGUCCCCAAGGACUCCCCAAUAACAUUUCAUUUCUUAGCAAAAUUUUUCCCUGAGAAAGUGGAGGAGGAGCUGGUCCAGGAGAUUACGCAACAUCUCUUCUUCUUACAGGUUAAAAAGCAGAUAUUGGAUGAAGAGAUAUUUUGUUCACCUGAAGCGUCUGUACUUUUGGCAUCAUAUGCUGUUCAAGCAAAGUAUGGUGACUAUGACCCAAACUUCCACAAACCUGGCUUUUUGGCCCAAGAUGAACUCCUGCCUAAAAGAGUUUUGAUGCAGUACCAGAUGACCCCGGACAUGUGGGAGGAGAAGAUCACCGCCUGGUAUGCAGAGCACAGGGGCAUCGCCAGGGAUGAGGCGGAGAUGGAGUACCUGAAGAUAGCACAGGACCUUGAGAUGUACGGGGUCAGCUACUUCUCCAUCACACAAAACAAGCGUGACACGGAGCUGCAGCUGGGUGUGGACGCCCAGGGCCUGCACAUCUACAGCCCCAACAGCAAGCUCACCCCCAACAAGUCCUUCCCCUGGAGCGGAAUCCGCAACAUCUCAUACAGCGAGAAAGAGUUCACGAUAAAGCCCCUUGACAAGAAGAAGGAUGUUUUCAAGUUCUACUCUUCUCAGCUACGUGUUAACAAACUGAUCCUGCAGCUCUGCAUUGGGAACCACGACCUGUUCAUGAGGAGAAGAAAAGUGGACUCGAUAGAGGUCCAGCAGAUGAAGGCUCUGGCCAAGGAAGAGAAAGCCAGGAAAAAGAUGGAGAGGCAGGUGCUGGCGCGGGAGAAGCAGAUGAGGGAGGAGGCGGAGAGAGCCAAAGAGGAGAUGGAGCGACGCCUCUUCCAGCUGCAGGACGAGGCCCGCAUGGCCAACGAGGCCCUGCUGCGCUCGGAGGAGACGGCGGACCUGCUGGCGGAGAAGGCCCAGAUAGCGGAGGAGGAGGCCAAGCUGCUGGCCCACAAGGCCGCCGAGGCCGAGCAGGAGCGCCAGCGGCUGGAGGUGACGGCGCUCAAGACCAAGGAGGAGAAGCGCCUGAUGGAGCAGAAGAUGCGCGAGGCCGAGACGCUUGCAGUCAAGCUUGUGGAGCAGUCCGAGAGGAGGUUAAAGGAGGCUGACCACCUAAAGCAAGACCUGAAUGAGGCCAAGGAUGCAGAGCGCAGGGCCAAGCAAAAGCUGCUGGACAUCACCAAAACCACAUACCCGGUGGUGGCUUCUUAUCCUGCACCUCCUGCUGCCCCUGAAUAUCCUGAAGCGUCCAUGGAAACGGCCUCACACAGAAUGGACUUUAAGGACUCAGACAUGAAAAGACUGUCUAUGGAGAUCGAGAGAGAACGGCUGGAGUACAUGGAAAAGAGCAAGCACUUGCAGGAUCAGUUGAAGGAACUGAAGUCUGAGAUCGAGUCCCUGAAGCUGGAGGAGCAGCAGCAGCAAGCCGGCGUGUUUGGCAUGUGUCCCCCCCAAGCCCGCAUCUACUCCGAGCCCGUCUACUUACCUCACAGCAACCGCAACUCUGCCUACCUGACUCAGAUGGCCUAUUUUGAGGAGGUGUGAGAGGAGAGACUCAUCAGCAGGAAGAAGAGGAGGAAGAGGCAACAGUACAUAUCCACCUGAACCUGGAUGUGCGUACUGAUAUUAGCCAUGAACACUCGCACACACACAUACAUACACACAAGGAGCAGAACAUUUCAGCCUCUACACUAACUCCCAUUGUGAGUCCUGAAGGAACUCUUGACAAAAAAAAAAUGUCUUCCAUUUCAUGGUCUUCACAAUUUAAGUUAUGUGUGCAUUUGGUUGUAUGCAACUUCCUUGUGCUUUAAUUUCAAACCGAGGUUCCACUGUACAUAUAGCCUAUCUCCUAUCAAACCUAGGUGCCUUUUCCAAACGUGUUGAAAAAGGGAUUAUUGUCCGGCAAGACGUAUGACCAGUUCAAACCUCUGACGCAGUUUCUUGCUGUGGUAUUGCUGUGAAAUUCAAGAAAUAUUUAAAGAUCUUGUCAUUGUGACGAGCGAGCGGCUUAGUAGUUAAAUGACAUUCUGUGAAGUGAGACCACAACCCAGUCUCAGAAAUUUUAGGAUUAGAUAUCAUGUUAUCACGUUUUGGGCCCUCAUUUAAAAGCUGGGCAAAGUGCAAAGUCUGUCAACAAGCAAAGUUAUCGUCCAUGACCUACAGCCAUCGUGUUGCAUGUGGAGGAGCAUUGGGCUAAGUCAUGAGUGUUUGCGCGUUACCCGUGGCCUUUAAAUCAGCUAAUUGAUUUUGUCGAGGAGAAACCUGGCGAUUUUUCUCAUAGAUCUCCGGUUAUCAAGGGCACCGAGUACAUUUGGAAUGGGAAUUGUUUUUUUAAAACAAUGGCUUUUACCUAGCUGGAGUUGCUGCAGCCAACAGCUAACGCAUCCAGGCAGCUACUGUGCUGCACUGUGGGGGCGUGAACAUGGGUGCUCAUGAACAGGCCCCCAGAGUGGAAGAAUAGUUUUAGAAGACUGGUCUCAUGUUUUUCAAAUGUGUGUGCUGCUGUCACAUCUGGUGUAGCUAGUUCCAUUGAUCAAAGUGGAAGUUCAUUGUUGCAGCGCACGCUCAGCAAACGGAAUGCUUCAGUGACGUGCCUGGAGUAGGCUGCCUGAUAGGCUUUGGUCUUUGCCCAUCAUUCAGAUUUGGACCCCAUGUCUGUCAGAUCGAAACCCUUAAAUUAUUCAUUUCCUUCUUUGAUCUAUGGGGUCCUCAAGAGCGAGGUGGUUUGCACUAGAAACCUGUUUAAUUUUUUUUUUCCUCCUAAUAUAUUCACAAGUUAUCUAGACUUUUAUUUGCCUUUUGUACACUAAAAUGUUGAGCUUUGCCUUAAACUUGUGAUCUUUGCCUUUAAACUAUUUUUAUUAAGGGAUUGUUCUAUGAAAUAUAGAAAAAGUGGACAUGAACAUACACACACUUUUCCCCACACUACAUCCAUUGGCAAAAUGCUCACCACCACAAAUGCACCUUUGUGCACACAUCACUUCAGUUUGUGAGGAAGCACUACAAGAAUCAAGUAGUUUUGUUACUGAUGUGAGCAGUAUUAUCAGAUUAUGCUAGUUUAUGUUCUUUGGUCUUUUUAAGUCCAUUUAUUCGGUUUACUUAAGUCCAGUGUCUUUGACUCUUGACGCGUAUGUGUGCAUUAUGUAUCGUUUGUGUUUUGUUUUGUUGUUUUGUUGAUUGUCCAUGUAUUCUCUGUUAUUUAAAUGCCAUGAAAAGUGUGUCAAACUUUGCCAUUGGUCCCGUGCUAGUUGUUGAUGGAGCAUAACCCAAUUCAUGCAAUACUUAUGGUAAAUCAUGAGAGACUGAGGAAUACCACGGGAUGCCCACAUGGCCAUCAGUAAUAUCAUGUUCUGAGCAUCAGCCUUUAGUCAUGGCCUAAUCCAAGUGCCCAAAACGUGUGUUUAGUUGGCCUUCACAUGAUACGCAGGUUCCCUUUGACCAACUAAAGAUGAUGUGAUGAUGAUUAGGAUGAUAAUGAUGAUGGAGUGUUUGAGAUCAUUCGUUUGUUCAGUCAGAAGAGAACACCCAGCAAUGAGGUGGACUCUAGACUCCUUCCAUGCCCUUAGAUCAUAUGGGUUACUGUUUUCAUGACAUGAUUUCAUGUCAUGGUCUUGUUUUUAUGUAGAUUUUCAUUAUGCAGUGUUGUCUUUGUAGAUAGAUUAUCAUGCCUUUUAUAAUCUGUAAGGAUCUGGUUUUAUGUGGAGAAUAUAUUGUUUUAUGCAAUAAGUGUCUUAAGCGAGUCUUGAUUUCACAGAAAGACAGGUAGCUGCUGCUGAAGGCAUCCGGUUUUUUUUAUGGAAUGUCUAAUUGAAUGGUCCUGGAAGGUGUAUAAAAGUUUAAAGAAGCCAUGGAAGGUUUGUUGAUUCUUAUUUUUGAAAAGCCCAGGGUUUUAUGGGGGUGGAGUAUAAGUCGACAUGGCAACUGUCUGGCUUGAUGGCAUGAUUGGGUCGUGCAGAGGAGUGUUCGGUGAUUCUGUGAACGGUCAAUCACAGCAUCAGGAACACCGUCUGAGGAGUGUCGCAGUCGGGCUUACACCAGGCAUGGAACUGAAUGCUUCCUUCACGGAGAGUAAAAAUAGUUUUAGAAGAAUGGGCUUUUUUCCCCAAAAUGUAUGCACCGCCAUCACAUCAGGUGUACCCAGUUCCAUCCUCUGUGAAUAGAACGCUUCAGUUACAGUACUGUAGCCUGCCUGUCAGAGUCACAUGGAUUUGGUAUGUGGCUCAUCAGAUUGGGGUGAUUUAUUUUCCUGGGUAACAUCCAUGAUGGUCUACCAGAUAUAUAUCAGCAACAUGUUUGUACAUGUGUUAACAGAUACAUCUGGAGGCAGGAAUGGUGGAAUACUGAGUAAACAGGACUACAUACAAUGUUCAAAAAACACUCCUGUCUUUACAUACAAUGUGUGAAAGACAUCACUGUUUAAAGUGGACAUGCUCAGGAUACAACCAGUGUGACUGUAUUUGUGUGAAAAGAUUAAAGGAUUUCUCCUGGUUGUCUAGUCAUACGAAUGGAAAAGUGGAUUGGUUUUCCAAGAAUACUUUAUGUAAAAGUUUCUAAAAACAAAGUAAACCUAACACUCCUCAGUGACUUCUCAGUGAGUUUCUAACUAUCCCUCCAGAAACCAAAACGCUGGAUAAACUGCGGUCAUAUUAAGGGAUACUCUUUGUUUUAAACCUAAGCUAACCUCAUCGGUCAUAUCUCCUCUGUGCUGUUUAGGGCCAUAUUCAGCCAGCACAAGGAAACAUUUUGUCACAAGGCCUCCAAGUCCAAAUUGUGCCUUGAACACUAUGCAAUGGGUUUUUUGUUUCUUUAACCAAAACACUAGAAACAUUAUGUUUGCAGCCUGCCUAUCAUCACAUCACUACGUUGGUUUUGAUUUUACACUAUUAGACAGUUCAGUGUUUUGUCUACACCAGGGAAUGGCUACGGACACAAUAACGUUUUUAUGUAUGGCUGUUACAUGUAUGUAACAUGUAAACGUCUUGAUAUUUUACUUGUUAUCAAAAAUGAGUGGACGUUUAUAUGCGUAACGAAUUCUUCACUGUGUGCACUGCGGUGUCAAAGUCUUCUUUUGUACUCUGAAUAAACUUUAAUUUUCAGA
Molecule: messenger RNA, 5400 nt
Organism: Sardina pilchardus (European sardine)
Lineage: Eukaryota; Metazoa; Chordata; Actinopteri; Clupeiformes; Clupeidae
Gene: nf2b
Product: NF2, moesin-ezrin-radixin like (MERLIN) tumor suppressor b
Exons: 17
Coding region: 78-1847 (589 amino acids)
Biological process (GO): regulation of organelle assembly; positive regulation of protein localization to early endosome; positive regulation of early endosome to late endosome transport
Cellular component (GO): filopodium; apical part of cell; adherens junction
Molecular function (GO): actin binding; integrin binding
Source: RefSeq, a predicted model, not a curated record